Messenger RNA from Durio zibethinus, 3485 nucleotides. The record is from RefSeq and is a predicted model, not a curated record. NCBI's taxonomy places the organism in Eukaryota, Viridiplantae, Streptophyta, Magnoliopsida, Malvales, Malvaceae.
UUUCUUUUUCUCCUUUUUAUAAUUGCAUAUUCUUUGCAUUUAGUCAAUUUCCUGUUUUUGGGUUUUACUUUUGGCUUUUGGCACAAUUAUAUCCUCAUAAUAUUCACAUAUUUUGGUUUAGCUCUGAUUUUCAUGAAAUGGAAAUGUAAUUCAUUAUUCUAAGAUAGAUUCAAAGAUAUUUUGUUUUCUAAAAAUUUCCUUUUUUUUUCCCUUUUUUGAAAUGGUCUUUAUUUCUGUAUCUGUUGGUUGUCUCGUUUUUGUGUGACUUAAAGCAAAGCUACCAGGCUGAGGUUUUUUUGAUUUGUAUGGCUGUGUUGAAAAUGACUGGUAGCUGUGCAUUCAAUGAGUUUGAUUGUCCUUAUUUACAUAUUCACAAGUCACACAGUACUAUGUCUAAAAGCAACUCCUCAUUCUUCCAAAAGAUUGUUGAUGACAAAAUCUAUCUUAAGAAUUAAAAUUCUAAAAAAGACAGGCUUUUGAUGUUUGAUUUGAAUCUGCAGGAUUUAUGAUGCUUGUUUGUUUAUGGUGGGGAUAUAGACUGCAAACUACUUCAGAAAUUCCAGAGUGUGCUUUAUUUGAUAAAAGCCAAACCCCAUGAUCACAGGAUGUGUGACUCGUCGGUUGUGCAAUCUGCCUUGAGCCAAAAUGAUUCCAUUUCGAAAUGUUCACAUUCUAGGGCAAUUUAUUGCAACUCAGGAUCUCAGUUAGAUAUUGUGGAUGAACUUCAAGACAAUAACUUAUCCUCAGAGGAAAAGAGUUAUAAUGAAGAGACUGGAAGUGUCGAAUCUUGUUUUAAAAGCAGCGAUUCUUAUCCUUAUAGGUUUCAGCUCGAGCAGGAUGUACAUAUUUUACAACAAAAGCUACAAGAAGAGAUGGAUUUGCAUUCUAUCCUGGAAAAUGCUCUAGAAAAAAAUGCUACAGAAUUGUCAAGUCCUUCAUGUCUCCCACACCAUGCUCAGGAGCUUCUAUCCCAUAUUGCAGUAUUGGAGGUUACUAUCUCAAAACUUGAACAAGAGAUGGUCUCUUUGCAUUUCCAGCUUAGUCAAGAGAGAAAUGAAAGGAGGCUUGCGGAAUACCGUUUGAGGCAUUCAGUUUCUCCAUCUAUAUCACCUUUAUCAAGAUGUUUGCAGCACUCAAAUUCUGUACCGCAUCAUUCCUCAGUAUGUAACUCUUGCCAAGAGCCUACAGACCAACCAUCAGAAUCUACCGGUGAACCAUCUUCUAUGGAGUCUGUAAGAGAGAAUGCAGUGGACUCGCUUUUGCAUCAUGAUGGGAAGAAAAUAUCUGCAAAGACAGAUGGCAUAUCUUGUCAAUCUUUACAGUUUGAGAAGAUUUCCAGAGGGAUACCUCCUAAAGGCCUUUGGGAUCACCCUAACCAAUUAUCAGAAGAGAUGGUAAGAUGCAUGAGAAAUAUAUUCAUAUCUCUUGCGGAUUCAGCUGUCCCUUCGAAAUCUUCUGCAUUUAAGAGCCACAGCUCAAGUCUAUCACCACGGGGACAUCUAUCAAAUUCAUCAUGGUGGUCGUCAUCUGAACGCUCGAUGAUACCAUCAUGGGUGCAAAGCCCACAGGUUGAUAUUCAGAGCAACUCUGAAGUUUUGGCUUCAGAGAAUUCCUUUGAUCCCUAUAGAGUACGUGGAAAAUUAAGCUGGGCUGAAAUUGGAAACUAUGGCUCAGCAAAUGAAGUAUCUUGGAUGUCAGUUGGGAAGAAGCAGCUGGAAUAUGCAUCCGGGGCCUUAAGGAGGUUCAGAACACUUGUGGAGCAACUGGCUAAAGUGAAUCCUAUACACUUGAGUUGCAAUGAGAAGCUUGCCUUCUGGAUCAACUUGUAUAAUGCUCUAAUCAUGCAUGCUUACUUAGCAUAUGGAGUUCCAAGAAGUGACUUGAAGUUCUUCUCCCUGAUGCAAAAGGCCGCAUAUACAGUUGGAGGCCACUCCUUCAGUGCAGCUGCAAUUGAAUAUGUCAUUCUGAAGAUGAAACCACCUUUGCAUAGACCACAAAUUGCUUUGCUUCUUGCUCUUCACAAACUGAAGGUGUCAGAUGAGCAACGCAAGUCCGCAAUUGAUGCAUAUGAACCACUUGUAUCUUUUGCACUCAGUUGUGGGAUGUACUCAUCACCUGCGGUGAGGAUCUACACUGCUAAGAAUGUUAGGGAGGAGCUUGAAGAAGCUCAGCAUGAUUUUAUACGAGCUUCGGUCGGGGUUAGCAGCAAAGGGAAGCUAUUAGUUCCAAAAUUAUUGCACUGCUUUGCUAAGGGCUUUGUGGAUGAUUCUAAUUUGGCUGUAUGGAUAUCUCAUUACCUUCCACCCCAUCAAGCUGCUUUUGUCGAGCAAUGCAUAUCACAAAGGAGGCAAAGCCUUAUUAUUUCCCGAAACUGUGGUAUUCUUUCCUUCGAUUCACGAUUCCGUUACUUAUUCCUGCCUGACAAAAUUUCUCUCCAAUGAUAUCUAUAUUAUCUUUCCAUCCUUCCGGAACCAUUCUUGUUAAUUUGAAUUAUGCACACUAAGCUACAAAACUUAGGCUGCAUCCAUGCCAGUGUGAAUCUUAGCAUCCUUGAGAAAGACAAGGUUCAUUGCAGUUUUGAUCUUUGCCCUUGCAUCCAGACAUCCUGUUCUGGGUGAUGUACAUUUUCUUCAUGGCUACUACAAGUAAAUAAAGUGCUUUAGCUGUUGAUGUUGCGUUUUCUUGAUCCAACAAUGUCAGAAUAAAUACUUCUUGGGGUUAUUAUUUGCAGACAAUACAGGGUAACCUACAAAGCUCAUCUUACAGGAUAAACAACUAUGGAUGGUCUUAUCGUUCGACAUUGUGUCCGAGUACACGCGUGCAUAGUUCAUCAAGAAAUCAAAUGUCAUUUUUUUAUUUGUUGUCUCGGACACUAUGGAAUGAUAAAUGUCAAUUAUUUUAGCAUUUGCUAUUAUUAAACAACUUUUACCAUGUAAGAUGGAACCGUUAUUCAAGCUAUUGUGCAUGUUCCAAAUGCGAACAUGACCUCAACAGUCAAGACUGAACAAGUAAUCAUUGGAAAAUUUCUUUAAAAGCAAACUAAGGAAAACGAUAUUGGUUUAUGUUUCAUUACUUGUUUGACAACUCUUAGGUGGAUCUUGUGCCCAAAAUUUAUUUGGCUUUGGUCGCUCCCUAAUACAGCAGUAGUCCAUUUUUGGAUCUACGCUGUAGUAUUCCAACCAAGCCAAGCUAAAGCCCCUAUACAAACAAAAUGAUGCUUAGUCUUAGGAAUGACCUCAACCAAUACACAUCAAGGCCACGCCACAAGGAUGCCUGAUCAACAUGGACCGGAGCUCUCAUGUCUUGGGGUAAACCCAACCAAUUAUCCAACCAACUCUUAUUUGUGCGUAAUUGCUAAGGGUUUAAAAUAGGCCUACAGUGAUAUCACUACUGCUCGAAGCCACCAGAUUAUGCCACUUGGCAGAAUUUGACUCGUUGAUGACUCUUGUCCAACUCUAUAAAUAGGAGCAUUAUCAUAUUUUUUU